Lotus japonicus is the source of this 300-nucleotide messenger RNA. RefSeq lists its product as uncharacterized. The record is from RefSeq and is a predicted model, not a curated record. NCBI's taxonomy places the organism in Eukaryota, Viridiplantae, Streptophyta, Magnoliopsida, Fabales, Fabaceae. The transcript has a single exon. The coding region runs from base 1 to 300 and encodes 99 amino acids.
AUGGGUAUACUUUGGUGGCGGAACGGGAAGAAGUCUCAGCCGGAAGAGAAGUCGCCGGUUGAGAAGGCCAACGGUGGCGCCGCCGCAGGAGUGCAGGUGCCAGGUAUGAACGGCGCUAUGGAGGUUAAACGUCCACCGAACACGAGCGUCACCGUUUUCGAGUUUGGUUCCGUCGCUGCUUCUAACGAUAAGGUCACACUCGCCGGCUAUUGCCCUGUCUCGGAAGACCUCGAGCCUUGCCGGUGGGAGAUCCUCCCCGCGAUUCAGUCCAACGCGCCGCAGUUUCGCGUCGUCUUCUGA